Durotheca rogersii is the source of this 3277-nucleotide messenger RNA. RefSeq lists its product as uncharacterized. The record is from RefSeq and is a predicted model, not a curated record. The transcript is spliced from 3 exons. Gene Ontology annotation, cellular component: nucleus. Gene Ontology annotation, biological process: DNA damage checkpoint signaling; positive regulation of transcription by RNA polymerase II. The coding region runs from base 57 to 3023 and encodes 988 amino acids. Gene Ontology annotation, molecular function: histone binding. NCBI's taxonomy places the organism in Eukaryota, Fungi, Ascomycota, Sordariomycetes, Xylariales, Xylariaceae.
CAUCAUCUUUUUUAUCUCAUUGCUGGGACGGGCAUGUCGCCUCAUGCGCCUCUGCUAUGGCCCCCGCGGUUGAGGUGUUGAUUCUUGCCGAGCAGCAAGCCAUGGCUAGCCAGAAGGACAGCCAGGAUAGCCAGGCCUUAUUGGGGAAGUUCAUGUUGGAGCACGGCCUGGGCGUGCACAGUAGCAGUCCGCCCGUCCCUCCUAAAUCUACCCAUCUAUCGCAAAACCGCGCCUCGUUCCCGGCGAGCGCGCAACGAAAGGCCAUGGACUUAUCUCCGAUAGAGGAGCCCGAGGAUGCACAUAUUUUGACACGGUCUUACUCCUCGCAGGCAAGCAGUGCCCAUGAUCAUCGUACGCUUCACGAAAAUGAUACUGGAUUCUUAAAUUUCAACCAUAUCCAGCAGGAUGCGCUCGAGUCGGCUCUAGAAGAGGGCGAUGACAAUGCCGCGGACGAUUCAGGCGCGACGACGUCGCAGCCUGCGUCGCAGUCACACUGGACCGCCACCCGCGAAAUCAGCGUUCCCGAAACCCCCGCGAUAUCCCGCGAGUUUUUGCCACAAGGCACCCGCGAGGAGAACUUGAUUCCCCCAUCGCAGCUUUUCGGACAGACGCAGUGGACUUCGGCAGUCAAGGCAGUCAGCCCUACGUCGUCUCGUCCGUCACCCAACGUUUUUAAUCCCAAUUCGCUUUCGUCAAAUCCUAUCGUGUCAUCUCCUCUGAAAAAUAGGGGUCUCAGGACGUCCCCAACUCGACCCUUGACCUCUAGCCCGGCAUUUCCUCGCAUCCUGUCUAAGCCGCCGGACGAGAAAACAUCACCCGGCCCUGACGACGAUUACGAGAAUGGGAACAAACAAGGGAGCGACGUUGCUGAAACCCCACCUCUGCGUUUUGAUGCCCUCAGGCCUAAGACUGUUCUAGAGCCCAUCAGCGAGUACGAAUCCUUUAGGAAGCGAAGCCUAGAAGUCGCUGCCUCUAAGUCUCCGAGUCAGAGUGGCGAUGACCAGGACUCAGAGUCGGAAGCCGACGCGGCUGCUUAUCGUCGACAGCUCGCUAGGCUGAAGCGGGAGAAGGCUAGUAGGACCUUUCCCUCUAUCAGCCUCCCACGGCCGGAUUCGAAGAAGAGCGACGGCGUGGAAGUGCCAUCGACUCAUCGCACGAGGUCUAGCCAAGGACCGAGAAAGUCGGCAUCCGAACAGCGACCGCGGUACUACAGCAAAUAUGAGGCUAGUUACGUCGAAUCACAAGAAACUGUUGCCGACUCUCAAGAAGCGCCAGAGCCACCUCCCUUUGCUGAAGUCGGACCAAAGGUGUCAAACGGAAGCGACGAAAUUAGCCUUCCCGAUACCCAAGACCCUGAGGACGUCAAUCCCCCAGCGCCUCAGGCACCUAUGGCUAAUGUCGAGUGUCAAGAGACGAUCCCCGAAACCAGCCCGCCCGGUACCUCCUUAGGUCUACCUCGACUCAUCGGGGAUAUCCUGGGACAAGAGUCUAGCGAUCCAGCGGGGAUGGAAACUGUAUCCUUCCCAACCCUGUCCAGUGGUGUAGGGGUUGAGCAGGAGCCAACAGCGGCUGGGGAACCUAGGUCUUCGAGUUUGCCACUUUCUAGAAGUCGCCCACGCCGGUCUGGUCGGAGUCGAUACGUUGUGAACUCUCCGUCCACGAUCGUCCUAACGUCUACGCCGCAGAGGACGCCGCAAUCGGCAAAGCUUGAUGCUGUGGCCACACCGUCUACUUUACCCGAGUUACCCCUACCAUCGGAUCCGGACACCACACUAUCGACAUUAUCUGUUCUCUCUAGAACCCCUAAUAUGCCCUCGAGCACAACGUCGCGCACGGAUGUCGAUCACAUACCAGAUAAAGACGAGCAACCGAGCUCGUCCCCAAUUGAGGCAGGGGUGCGGCGUCGAGGGCGACCUUUAUCAUCUGUCUCUAGAUCCAUCUCGCUGCCUAAAGACAGGACGCAUUCGCGUUCUCGAGGAAGCUUGAGGAGAAUAACGCGACAAAGCUCAAUGUCAACCGACGAGCUAGCCAAUUCGCCACUAUCUACGUCCGGGAACGAGAACGAGGUGCGGAACCCGACCACCUCGAAACCAGUGAGAAGAUCUUUCGCCAACCAGCAUCGGCUCCGCGAAUCGGCUAUAAAAGCUGGCAUAUUUGAAGGGAUGGUAUUUGCUCUGUCGUUUCAGAACGAGCAACCUCGAAAGGGUCAGGGGAAGCAUGUAGAUAGAAGUGCCCUCGAACGCAUGAUCCGCCGGGAAGGCGGCAGGGUUCUGUCCGGUGGUUUCGAUGAACUGUUCAAAUUCGACUCGUUCCAGGCGACAGGAAGCACUUCGGCGGCGCAUAGUCUAUCCAGCUCGCUGGAGCUGCUCAACCGGGACACCGGCUUCACGGCGCUGAUAGCGGACGGCCACUCUCGAAAAGUGAAAUACAUGCAGGCUCUCGCCCUCGGCAUCCCGUGCUUAGCGCCGAGGUGGAUCACGACUUGCAUCGCGAAGCAGGAAAUAGUAGAUUGGACAUCGUAUCUCCUGUGCGCCGGGGCGAGCGCGCUCCUAGGAGACGCCAUCCGCUCCCGGAGCCUACAAGCCUACGACGCUUCGACGGCUAGGCUGGCAGAUGCUAUUGAUGCUAGACCGAGGCUGCUGCACGAGGCCCGGAUCCUCCUGGUGAUGGGGAACUCCAAGAACGCGGAGAAGAGGCUACCCUACGUGUUUCUGGCCCAGAUCCUCGGCGGCUCGCUGGAGCGCGUCCGCACUCUCGAGGAGGCUAGAGCCAAGCUCCGGGAGACGGAGUCGCAAGACCAACCAUUCGACUGGGUAUACGUCGAUGACUUGUUGCGCGACGCUGAGAAGGCGCUUUUCGGCCCGGGCACGCCGGAUCCUGCCAUCUCCAGGAAGCGGAAGAGACGGGCUACGGGAGGACCGCCCCACCCGCCGCCAAAGAAGAUUAGGACUCUCAAUGACGAGCUAGUGAUCCAGAGCCUCAUCUCGGGCAGGCUCAUCGAGGACGGCGAGAUGGAGAUGUAACGUAUACGCUCCCAAUUUCCGGCUUUCGCUCUAGCUCUCGCUCUACUGGAGAAGAAGAAGAAGUAUAUUUAACGUCACGCAUUCUACCUAAACUAGAUAAUGAGGCUAUACUGGAGAGUGGCUCAGGGCCAACAUGCCGCGGCAUAUAGGGCCAGGGGGGUAGCUACGGACGUCUAAGAAAGAGGGGCAGGAAACGCGUAAGAUAUCAUUGGAGGUUGGAUGAGCAUAGAUUUGCGCCUUUAUCUGGCGGUCUG